Molecule: messenger RNA, 1352 nt
Organism: Cucumis melo (muskmelon)
Lineage: Eukaryota; Viridiplantae; Streptophyta; Magnoliopsida; Cucurbitales; Cucurbitaceae
Product: WAT1-related protein At3g30340-like
Exons: 6
Coding region: 52-1116 (354 amino acids)
Cellular component (GO): plasma membrane
Molecular function (GO): transmembrane transporter activity
Source: RefSeq, a predicted model, not a curated record
UUUCACAAGUCUUUGCCUUUGGGCAGACAUCAUAUUGCUAGAAGAGUAAAAAUGAAGGCUGUUGUGGUAAUGCUUUCAAUAAACCUUGCACUUGCUGGUGUGAACAUACUACUUAAGGAGAUUCUUAAUGAAGGGAUCAGUCAGCUACUCAUUGUCGUUUAUCGACAAACGAUCUCCUCACUUUUCUUGUUGCCAAUUGCCUAUUUUUGGGAAAGGAAAACUAGACCUCAGCUUACAGCUUACACCUUAUUCCUCCUUUUCAUCAGUUCCUUACUUGGGUUAACACUAACAUUAUACCUAUUCCUAAUUGGUCUACACUUCACAUCUGCAACUUUCUCUUGUGCAUUUCUCAACCUAGUACCCGUAAACACGUUCGUUCUAGCAGUAUUGUUCCGUAUGGAGAAAGUGAACAUGAAAAGCAAGGGUGGAAUUGCCAAAGUGGUAGGGACUCUGGUGUGCAUUUCGGGGAACUUACUAUUGAUUCUUUACAAAGGAACACCACUAACGAGCCCUGGAUCGACAAACGGGAAAACAAACGGAGGUCGUGCAAUGGUUGAAGCUGAAACACAAGGAAAAUGGUUAAUAGGUUCAUUGGUUUUGACUGGAGGGUGUUUUAUGUGGUCAUCUUGGUUCCUUAUGCAAACAAGAGUUGGGAAGGUUUAUCCAUGUCAAUAUUCUAGUACUUGUAUUAUGUCAUUUUUCAGUGCCAUUCAAUCAGCUGUUUUGCACUUGAUUAUAGACAGGAAGAACUCAUUGUUCAUUGUGAAAGGGAAAUUUGCUAUCUUAAGUCUCAUAUAUGCUGGAUCAGUGGGAUCAGGGUUGUGUUAUGUGGGAAUGUCUUGGUGUGUAAAGCAAAAAGGGCCAGUUUUCACAGCUGCUUUUACCCCUUUUAUGGAAAUUUUUGCAGCCAUAUUUGAUUUCUUCAUCUUACAUGAACAGAUUCAUCUAGGAAGUGUGGUGGGGUCAGUGUUGAUCAUAAGUGGAAUGUACAUUCUUCUAUGGGGAAAAGACAAAGAAGCAAAGGAAUGUGUAGUGAAGCAAACUAUAUCAAUAGAAGAAGCCUAUCAUAAAUCAAACAUAUCAUCAACAAAUACAGAUGCAUUGGAACAAAUAUAAAUGCAUUUGGAUCUUUUUAAGGCAGCUUCUUAGUUUUAUAUUGGAUGAACCCAAAUAAAGAUAUAUUCUAGUUUACUAUGUUCAACUAAAUUUAUAAUAGAACACGUGAUUGGUGACUUAACUAGUUAAGAUAAUAUAAACAAUUAUGUAAGUUUAAAGGUUAAAUUUUUAUUAUUUGAGGUAGAAGUUAAUAAACCAAAUAAAAAUCAAAGUGGAUAAUAUAAACAAUUAUGUAA